UUUUAAUGUUCAAGUGGUUUCGAAGAGAUUAAUAAAAACCAAUAAAAAAUAUCCAAAAACCAUAAAGCUAACUAUCUAUAGAAUAAGCUUAAGAAAUUCUUGCUAAUUUUUAAUAUAGAACUAUGGCUGAUCUCAUUUAUAAAGAUGAUUCUCAUCCUGAUUUAAACGUAGAAUAAGAAUAAAUGAAAAAAAUUCAAUUGAAAACUUAAUGUCAUUUAGAUGAAUUUGGAAAUUUGCAUUUCAAUAAAGAAGAACAAUUAUCAUGGGUUGAUGAAGAUUCUCAUUAUGAAGAAGAUGAAUUAGAUAAACAAAUAUAUGAAUAAAUGUAUGAAGAAAUGUAGGAAGAAUUACAUUAAAGAGGAGAUAGAGAGUAUUUCAGACCAAUUACUGGUCCUGAAAAUUAUGAAAAUGAUGAAUGGGAAACAGAAAGUGAUGAACAAAAUUGA
This is a messenger RNA of Paramecium sonneborni, 446 nucleotides long. Lineage: Eukaryota; Ciliophora; Oligohymenophorea; Peniculida; Parameciidae. The record is from the annotation of a GenBank genome assembly.